UUAGUACUUGAACAAGAAGUAUGGCACAGAUGUCCCCCUAGUGUUGAUGAACUCUUUCAAUACAGAUGAAGACACACAUAAAGUACUGAGGAAAUAUAACCAAGUCAAAGUCAGCAUAUUCACUUUUAAUCAAAGCAGGUACCCACGCAUAAAUCGUGAGUCAUUGUUGCCAGUGGCCAAAACAGCUACAGGGGAACACGAAGCGUGGUACCCCCCAGGACAUGGUGAUGUAUAUGAAUCUUUCUACAACUCUGGCCUCCUGCAGAAGUUUUUAGACCAGGGAAAAGAAUAUAUGUUUGUCUCCAACAUUGAUAACAUGGGAGCCAAUGUGGACCUUAAUAUCUUGAACUUCUUGCUGAACCCACAGUCUAAAACUGCAGCCCCAGAGUUUGUAAUGGAGGUCACUGACAAGACACGAGCAGACGUUAAGGGUGGAACUUUGGUUGAAUAUCGAGGAAAACUUAGGCUGUUGGAAAUUGCACAAGUUCCCAAAGAUUUUGUUGAUGAAUUUAAAAGUGUCAACAAAUUCAGGAUUUUCAACACCAAUAAUUUGUGGAUCAAGCUUGAUGCUGUACGAAGAGUAAUAGAGGAUAAAACAAUUCACAUGGAAAUCAUUGUCAAUCCUAAGACCAUGGAUGAUGGCACCAAUAUAAUUCAGCUGGAGACUGCUGUGGGAGCAGCCAUCAAAAGCUUUGAGGGAGCCAUGUGUGUAAACGUUCCCAGGUCACGCUUCCUGCCAGUAAAGACAUCUUCAGACUUGCUCCUUGUGAUGAGCAACCUGUACAGCCUGAAGACGGGUCAGCUGACCAUGAGUCCCAAGAGGUCCUUCCCCUCUGUGCCUCUGGUUAAACUGGGGACUAGCUUUACAAAGGUGAAGGAAUUUUUGUGGCGUUUUGCCAGUAUUCCCAAUGUGUUGGAAUUGGACCAUCUGACGGUAUCAGGAGAUGUCACGUUUGGAAAGGGAGUGACACUGAAGGGCACGGUCAUUAUAAUAGCCAACCAUGGAGAAAGAAUAGACAUCCCUCCAGGAGCCAUUUUAGAAAAUAAAAUAGUCUCGGGCAACCUCAGAAUAUUGGACCAUUAAAAACUUGAGCAAUCUCACUAUAAAGGAAUGUCUCCAGAAUCUUGUAUAUAUAGGAUAUUCAAGUUCACAAUCUGGAUCCAAUUGCCUAUUGAAUGUGUUAUUCAUCCACUGACCGUAAGAAUAUUUGCUUAACUUUGCUGCCUGCUUUGAAUGGCAGGGUGUUUCAGAAAGGCUUCAGAAAGUACAUGAAGUGAAUGGCUGAUAUGAAGGAAAAGGGAAAUGAAGAGAAAAUGUGAGGGACGGUUGGUUGAAUUAUUGAAAGGCAUAAAGUACUGCAGUCUUCAGCUACAGCUGUUACCAGCUUUAAGCAUGCAGUCACCAAUAAAAUAAGGACCACAUGACUAGAUCAGCAGUGUCCUGUCAGGGGCACAGUCCAUAUAGAAUAUUUUUAUCUUUUAAGAUAAAAUUAAAAUAAAAGAUAAAAUUAAAAUGUUUGAUACUGAAUUUGAAGCCAUACAAGAACAUGAAGCUCGGACUGAAAUCAUUAAAUAAUUUAUAAUAAAAAUACAUUCAUGCUAUUUCUUAACUGAUGUUUUUCAGGGAAAAAAUGUAUUAUGUGCCAUGUAAUGGCUUAUGGUAAAAAAAUGGACAAGCCCAUUUUAAAGUGGUCUUAGAAACAUCUUUACAAUAGUCAGCAUCUCAUAACAGAGAGAUGGUUUAUGUCAGUUUGGGGCACUUGCUAUCAGAGCCAAUGUGUUUCAAAGAAGAAGUGGUAUGCCUUUUAGUUUAUUGCUACGAUAUAACCCACAUGCUGCCAUUAGCCUUCAGUAUGCUGUUUUAAAAAUUUGAAUAACAAGUAGGCAGCACAGUACUGAAUGGGUUGAAAAUAACCUUAAGUUGGUAGUCAGUAGUUAUCUUAUCUGUGGGGCUUAGGUAGUCUGGAUUAGGGGUCAACCACUAAAUUAGAACAAGGAAUUACAUCAGAUGUAAUUCCUUGAUUAGAAGUGCAUUUAUUAAAACGCGCUCUCAUUUAUUUUAUGUCACGUAAAUUAUUUACUAAUCAUGCUAAAAAUAGUAUUUAUACAUUUUGUUAUUUGCAAUGAAGGCAUUUUCUUUGUUUUUCUAACAUUAAAUACAACAAAUUGGUAAUUUUUAAUUUUUAAAGACCUGCCAAUUUUAACUGUGCCAUUUUUUUGUGUCAAAGACACAGUGCUGUAUGAGGUGUAGGGUUUUAACUUGAACUUGAGAUAUGACAUAGUUCCAUAGUUUAAGCUGGUUACAGUAUUCCCGUUUUGUCUCGGUGUGAUAAUGUAUUGUAUUUUAAUAGCAAGCUGUUGAGCACAUUGCUGAUAUUUCUUAGUGCUGUGACCUAUCUGUGCAUCAUGGUAGAUAUGCUCUAACUAAAGAUGGAAUCUUUAACCAUUUGAUUUUUUUGUGUGAUUUACCCACAAAUCUGUUAUAAUAAUAAUAACUGUCAACUAUUUAAUCCUGUUUUCACUAUAUACACGUUUUUGACAUGGUGUGUCAGUACAUGAAAUGGCUUAAAGAUGAUUGUACUGUAGCAAAAUAAAGUAAUAAUAAAUAUUUA
Molecule: messenger RNA, 2612 nt
Organism: Lingula anatina
Lineage: Eukaryota; Metazoa; Brachiopoda; Lingulata; Lingulida; Lingulidae
Product: UTP--glucose-1-phosphate uridylyltransferase-like
Biological process (GO): UDP-alpha-D-glucose metabolic process
Molecular function (GO): UTP:glucose-1-phosphate uridylyltransferase activity
Source: RefSeq, a predicted model, not a curated record